Messenger RNA from Durusdinium trenchii, 462 nucleotides. The record is from the annotation of a GenBank genome assembly. Lineage: Eukaryota; Dinophyceae; Suessiales; Symbiodiniaceae.
AUGAGGCCUCGGGACCGGGACCGGCCGGAGCGAGCGAACUCCGGGUCCUGCGGCACCAAGGUGGCGCAACCUGGCUACUGGGAGGCCCUCUAUGCCGAAAGCACCCGGCUCAACGCCACGGAUUUCAACUCCUCGUGGCAGGGAGUGACCUUGGAGAGACUCCUCCAGGUCUUGGACCAUCGUCUCCAGCUCAAGGAGGAUCAGCGCGUGGUGGUCCUCGGGAGCGGAGACUCGCUCCUCCCCGAGGAUCUGCAGCAACGGGGAGUGGCUGACGUCAUCGCCAUUGACCUGAGCCCUGCGCUGCAGAAGCUCCCUCACAGGUCGGUGCGCUGCCUCACAGAGGAGAGGUCGACCCGACCCGUCAGUAGAGGCCUCCAGUGUGGAUGUGAUCCUGGAACUGGGUCUCCUGGACGUCCUGCUGGCCGAACCGGACCUGGACGGCGCAGCCGGUCUUCUUCGUGA